UCCCUGUAUGUAAUAAGACAAAAAAUGGAAAUGCUCAAUACAUAAACGUUGUUGCCUGUCUAGGAAUGGCCUCUCCUACUUCCUGGUCUGAAGAGAACUUUUCAUGUCCCAUCUGUCUGGAUGUGUUCAGCAGCCCAGUGUUUACACCAUGCGGACAUAACUUCUGCAGAGCCUGUAUUACUAAGUUCUGGGAUGAACAAGCCCAGUGCAAAUGUCCAGUUUGCAACGAGCUCUUCCACGCUAGACCUGAUUUGAGGGCCAAUAUCCUCGUAUCAGAGAUGGCUGCUCAGUUUAAAACGUCUGUACGAGUGAAAGAGCAGCCUUGUGUUGAGCCAGGAGAAGUUCCCUGUGACGUCUGUACUGGGACCCAGCUGAAGGCCGUGAAGUCCUGCCUAGUGUGUCUUAUCUCUUACUGCCAAACCCACCUGGAGCCACAUCAGAGAGUCGCAGUCCUGAAGAAACAUCAGCUGGUCGAGCCUUUGGACCAUCUGGAAGAAAGGAUGUGUAAGAAACAUGACCGACUUCUGGAGCUCUUCUGCAGGACUGAACAGGUGUGCGUGUGUCUCUUGUGCACAGUGACGGACCACAAGUCCCAUCCUGUUGUACCUCUGAAGGAGGAAUAUGAAGUGAAGAUGGCCGUGCUGGGAAACGUAGAGUCUGUAGUUCCACAGAUGAUCCAGGAGAGAAAACAAAAGAUUAAGGAGAUAAAAGACACAAUAAAAUUGAGCAAGAAAGACGCAGACACAGAGAUUGCCGAUGGUUUGCAGGUCCUCACUGCUCUGAUGCGCUGCAUUGAAAAGUGGCAGGAAGAUUUCAACCAAGCGGUUCAAGAGAAACUGAAAUCCACAGAGAAACAAGCUGAAGACCUGAUCAAAAAGCUGGAGCAGGAAAUCGAGGAUCUGACCAAUAAAAGCUCAGAGGUGAAGCAGCUCUCACACACUGAAGACCACCUCCACUUCCUCCAGGCCUUCAGAUCCCUGAAGGAUCCUCCACCUACCAGGGACUGGACCACGGUGGAGGUCCGUCCUCCGUCAUACGUAGGGACCUGGAGGAGAUCCCUGGAUCAGCUGGAGGAGACACUGAACAUGGAGAUGAAGAAACUGCAUGGUGCUGAACUGAAGAGGGUCCAGCUGUAUGAAGUAGAUGUGACUCUGGAUCCUGAUACAGCUGUUUCCAAUCUCACCCUGUCUGAGGAUGGGAAACAAGUACAUUAUGGAGGUCCAGGGAAAAAACUCCCAGACAACCUGAAGAGAUUUACAUAUUUUCCAUGUGUUCUCUCGAGUCAGAGCUUCUCCUCAGGGAGAUUUUACUUUGAGGUCCAGGUUAAAGAUAAGUCUGUACGGUGUUUAGGAGUGGCCAGAGAGUCCAUCAACAGAAAAGCACACAUUGCAUUGACCCCUAAAAAUGGCUGCUGGAGGAUAUCAUUCAACAAGGAUGUGUUUGUAUUUCAUGAUGACCCUGUUGUCCGUGUCCCUCUGAGAGCUGAGCUCCAGAAGGUAGGGGUGUUUGUUGAUUAUGAUGAGGGUCUGCUCUCCUUCUAUGAUGUGGAAGCCAGGGUUCAUAUCUACUCUGCUACUGGCUGCACCUUCCGUGAGCCUCUCUAUCCACUCCUCUAUCCAUUUAACUUUGAUGAUAGAAAACCUUCCCUCCUGAUAAUCUCACCAGUUAAUCAAACCGACUUCACUGAUUGAUAUUAAACAAACAAGAACUAAUGAUAUUUCCUGAAUAAUCUGGUAUUUUAGAUCAGAAAACUGCAUUAAUGUUGUACUUUUGUCAUUUACAAGGUAUGAAAAUAACCCUGAACAUUUUAAAUAUAGCCCAUUGUAAAUUAUUAUAUUCCACUAUAUUCUGUAAUGUGUGUUUUCGCCGUAUAUUUUUUUAUAUAAUAUUGUCAAUUGUUUCAGUUAUGAAGAACAACUUUAGACGAUACCGUAAUAAUAUUUACAUUACUAGUUGUAGUUGAUAUAUUUUGGAAUCGUGAAUAAAUACCCAAUUCAUAUUUUUUCCCUUUUCUGA
Molecule: messenger RNA, 2016 nt
Organism: Gadus macrocephalus (Pacific cod)
Lineage: Eukaryota; Metazoa; Chordata; Actinopteri; Gadiformes; Gadidae
Product: zinc finger protein RFP-like
Exons: 1
Coding region: 66-1691 (541 amino acids)
Molecular function (GO): protein binding; zinc ion binding
Source: RefSeq, a predicted model, not a curated record